Rhizophagus irregularis DAOM 181602=DAOM 197198 is the source of this 672-nucleotide messenger RNA. RefSeq lists its product as uncharacterized. The record is from RefSeq and is a predicted model, not a curated record. Lineage: Eukaryota; Fungi; Glomeromycota; Glomeromycetes; Glomerales; Glomeraceae.
AUGUCCGAUGAUCUCGACAUUGAUAAAUACCUUGCAACAGAAGCAACACAAUUACAAAAAGAUCAAGAAGUUGAACGUAUUCUCUCCGCGUUUAGGUUAAAUCCUUUUGACAUUUUAGAUCUUCCUCCUGAUUGCACAGAUAAAGAUAUUAAAAACUCUUAUAGAAAAAAAUCUUUGCUUAUUCACCCUGAUAAAACAAAACAUCCUAGAGCACAAGAAGCCUUUUCUUUAUUGAAAAAGGCGGAGACAGAAUUAUCAAAUGAAAAAUCACGUCAAUUAUUAUUAGCAAUUAUUGAAGAAGCAAAAAUAACUUUGACUAAUGAACAAAAGAUAAAGCCAGACCCCUUACAAAUUAAACAGAAAACUAAAGAAAUUUUAAUAGAACAAGAAUUACGUAGACGUAAAUCAUUAAAACGUGAAUUAGAGGCUCAAGGGUUAGCUGCUCAAAAAGCUGAACAAAUUGAAAAAGAAAGAAAAAGAAAGGCUGAAGAAGACAAACUAUGGGAAGAAACUAGAGAACAAAGGGUUAAUAAUUGGAGAGAUUUCCAGACUAAAAAAAAUUCAAAUAGUUCUGCUAAAAAGAAGAAAAAGUUGGGUGGCGAAUUUAAACCACCGAAAGUUUUAGCCGAAGAUCCUACUAAACCUUAUAUAAAACGACCUACAAAUUCUUAA